Pleuronectes platessa (European plaice) is the source of this 3251-nucleotide messenger RNA. RefSeq names its product calcium channel, voltage-dependent, beta 4a subunit (gene cacnb4a). Gene Ontology annotation, cellular component: voltage-gated calcium channel complex. Gene Ontology annotation, molecular function: protein binding; high voltage-gated calcium channel activity. The record is from RefSeq and is a predicted model, not a curated record. Gene Ontology annotation, biological process: calcium ion transmembrane transport; neuromuscular junction development; regulation of voltage-gated calcium channel activity. The coding region runs from base 1 to 1557 and encodes 518 amino acids. NCBI's taxonomy places the organism in Eukaryota, Metazoa, Chordata, Actinopteri, Pleuronectiformes, Pleuronectidae. The transcript is spliced from 14 exons.
AUGUCCCGGCACAUCUACACCCGACAUGGGAUAGGAGAGGGACUGCAGAAGCCUGUGUUCCAGGGAAACAGAGGGACUUACUCCAGACGCAGCCGACUGAAGAGGUCCGACGGCAGCACCACGUCCACCAGCUUCAUCCUCAGACAGGGCUCAGCUGAUUCCUACACAAGCCGACCGUCUGACUCGGAUGUGUCCCUGGAGGAGGAGAAGGAGGGCGGCCGGCAAGAGAAGGAGCAGCAGGCCACUGUUCAGCUCGAGAGGGCAAAGACUAAAGCGGUGGCGUUUGCUGUGAGGACCAAUGUCAGUUACUGUGGUGCGUUGGACGAGGAGGUUCCCGUGGCCGGCACCGCUGUGUCUUUUGAUGCCAAGGACUUCCUCCACAUCAAAGAGAAGUACAACAACGACUGGUGGAUCGGCCGCCUGGUGAAGGAGGGCUGUGACAUCGGCUUCAUCCCGAGCCCUCUGAAGCUUGAAAACAUCCGUCUCAAUCAGGAACAGAAGAGAGGACGCUUCCACGGCAGUAAGUCCAGCGGGAAUUCCUCCUCCAGUCUCGGAGAAAUGGUGUCAGGAACUUUCAAGCCGAACCCUAACUCUGCAGGAAAGCAGAAACAGAAAGUGGCUGAGCACAUCCCUCCCUAUGACGUGGUUCCCUCCAUGAGGCCGGUUGUCCUGGUGGGACCUUCCCUGAAAGGUUAUGAGGUGACAGACAUGAUGCAGAAAGCCCUGUUUGACUUCCUGAAGCACAGGUUUGAUGGCAGGAUUUCCAUCACACGGGUAACAGCUGACAUAUCCUUGGCCAAGAGGUCAGUACUAAACAACCCUAGCAAGAGGGCCAUCAUUGAGAGAUCCAACACCCGCUCCAACCUUGCCGAGGUCCAGAGUGAAAUAGAGAGGAUCUUUGAGCUGGCCAGGUCUCUGCAGCUGGUGGUGCUGGACGCAGACACCAUUAACCAUCCAGCGCAGCUCAUCAAGACCUCAUUAGCGCCCAUUAUCGUCCAUGUUAAAGUGUCCUCACCUAAGGUUCUCCAGCGGCUGGUCAAAUCCAGAGGGAAAUCUCAAAGCAAACACUUGAACGUGCAGCUUGUUGCAGCUGAGAAACUAUCACAAUGUCCUUCCGAGAUGUUUGAUAUUAUUCUGGACGAGAACCAGCUGGAAGAUGCAUGCGAACAUCUGUCGGAGUACCUGGAGGCAUACUGGCGUGCUACACACACGUCACUUAGCACGCCACUCAACCCCCUGCUAGGACGCAAUCUGGGCUCUACUGCUCUCUCCCCGUAUCCUGCCGCCAUUCAGGCCCAAAGAAACAUGAAUAGCAACCACAAAACGACAGACCAUGCACCCGUGGAACGCCGCAGCCUGAUGCCCGCUGACGAGAACUACCAUAACGAAAGGGCGCGGAAGAAUCGCAACAGUCUGUCCUCAGGCUCACAGCAGAGCCGGGACCACUCGCCCCUGGUAGAGGAGGACUACCAAGACCCCUACCAGGACUCUUACAAGCCUCACCGCAACCGAGGGUCGCCAGGAGGCUACAGCCAGGAGUCCAGGCACCGGCUGUGAGCUGAGGCUGCAAUCACAAGUCAAGGCCUGUCCUUCUCUAAACAGCCACUGGGGACCUAUGAGUGGAGGCAGCUCUCCUGUGUCUAUAUGAUGAAACCACUACACUCAUUUGGACUGAAACAAACUUGUAUUGAUGUGUAGUACCUCAUAUUCCCUGUGGCUCCUGCCAGACGGGCAUUUGAAUAUAGAAAAUUACAAAUCCUGCUCGUGCUUUGACGUGAUCAAGGGAAGGAUAAGAAAGUAGCACAAAACCAGAAAAGUUAUGUUAUAAUGGGAAGGCUUAAGCUGGAGUUGAUCUGAAUAUGUCUCAGAUGUGGGAGUAAUCGAAUACCCUAGCAGAUGUAACGUAGGCUCCUCUAGACCCUUCCCAUCACCUCAGAUGUUACUGUAGCAUGCAGGUUGGACUGUGGCGACAGGUCACUACAUGCCUCAAAUCCAGUGCCAGACAGCAAGAGCAUCCAGCACAGUGAAGAUGAUCAGCACAGAACCUGUUUGCACGCACCCGGGAGCCAGUAGAAGCGGAAUAUAAUGCAUCUGUAACGCUUCUCAAGUUCCUUUGCCACUGUCCUCGAUGUGAGUGUAAUAGAUCUCGUGGAAGCCUGUUCCCAAAUCCAGAGUUUUACAGAUUUGCUUUUUAAAUGACAUGGACAGUGUCGUGGUGUUCUCUUCAGGGUUCAUACAGUUGCUCCCUGUGCACAACCCUGUUCUUUCUUACUGCCAUUUUCUGUCAUUACUCAUAACAAGAGAGAAAUAUUUAAAAGAAAUCAUGCAGAUAUUAAAACAUUUCAAAGCUCCAAACCUCAGGAAUGAGAGGUCACUACGACCUGGAAGUGUGUUGACAGAUGUAGCGUUUAUGUUCUCACCCAUCUGAUGGGGAUACUGAGUAUAAUGUUGAUUUGUUAAUAAUGAUUGUUAUGAUUUAGUUGUUACAGAAAACGUUUUUCACAUCAGGAGCUCAGGAGUCACUUAGAACGGUCGUGCCAGCAUGUUUUUCAUACGCCUUGCAUCUAUCAGCUGCUGUUGUCUGCCGUGCUAAGCAGGACAACAUCCGGAAUUGAUUAGAUUGUAAUGAAAAGACUUGUAUUGAGGGCUUCCAUUUGUAAAUACAGUAAACUAAUUAAAAAAGGAUUUAUUGAAGUUCAUGAAAUUACAUUCCAUUAGUGAAGUCCCUGCAUAUGCCUACCAAUGUCUAACAGAAAAAGACACUUUCCUUCUUCUUACUUUUAAAGCUUUUGUAAAAUAAAGUAAGUGAGUAGUAGUCUUACAGGCCUCAACUAUUCAAUUUAACUUUCAUUAAAAGACUAAAAGAAGAUAAACUAUCAGAAAGCACAUGUGCAGGACUGUCUGUGCUGCAUUUGACAUGGUGUCUUUUAAUCGUAGAGUGGCUUCCUGUAUUUUUUUAAAUCAGAUGAAUUCACUUGGACGCUGACAGGCAACAAAGGAUGAUUAUACUAUUUCCUUUUAAUGAAAUAUCCUUGUAUCUUGUCAUUUAAUAUUUGUUGAAAUAAUUUGUAGUCCCUAUGCCAGAGAUGUCAUUGAUUCUGGAAAGGAGCAUUGACAAAGAUACUUCUGUUCUUAUCUGCCAUUAACAGUAGCUUUUAAUGUUGUUGUUGUUUCAAAACUCUGGAGAAUAAGCAACAAUUUAAACGAUCUGAAUACUGCCUGUGAGAGAAUGAUGCCUUGAGUAGAAGUUU